Messenger RNA from Protopolystoma xenopodis, 447 nucleotides. The record is from the annotation of a GenBank genome assembly. NCBI's taxonomy places the organism in Eukaryota, Metazoa, Platyhelminthes, Monogenea, Polystomatidea, Polystomatidae.
AUGUCCGGAGGCAACAUCGCAGGUUGGGUCGUAUUUACGAUCAUCACCAAAAGAAUAUCCACAAUUGCUCCGUCUUGUUUGCUCAAUGUGAUGUCAUUGAGUGUGGCUCAUGUGACGCAUGUCGGCUCCUCAUCACCGCCAUUCGCUCCAGACGGCUUUUUGACGCGAGAAAAAGCGAAAAGUGAAGUAGCGCGAUCGACGCUUUCCAACAGACCAUUCCACCAAAGGUCGUCAUUCCUCCUAAAUCCCACCUCCUAUCACUCUCCUUUACCACUUCUCCUCACCAUCUCGCCGUCUCGCCGUCUCGCCGUCUCGUCGCCUCGCUGUCUCACCGUCUCCACAUUCUACCGCUUUAGUCUGAAAUGUACAUGGUCACAUGAGAUGGCAAGCUCUCAUGGCUGGCCGAAGCCGCCCACCCAGCCGGCCAGAUGCCUCGGCUACAGUUAG